AUAUUUGCAUAUGCCACUGAAGCAUCUCCUUCCUUCCAGGCGUCUCCGGCCUCCGCUUUCUGCUGUUGCUGCUCAGCUUCGUCGACUUUUCAAGUGCUGAGAAGUCUGUUGACGUCUGCUGCUUUUUGUCUGCAUCAUUUGAUCCAUCCGCUCGACUUUUCUCCGCACCGCCCAUUCUGUCCUCCAUUCUCAGUCUCGAUCACUCUUCCUCACUCUGUCUUCUCUCUGGCGCAACGACGAGACCAUCACCACCAGCAGCACCAGCACCAGCACCAUCAACAUCAGUGCGAGUUUGUUUCCCCGUCAAACCAUCCCAAGACAAGCCCAGAGCGACCUCUGUGGCUGCGAACGCUAGCGAGACCAGCCUGCUGCUGCUGCUGCUGCUUUUCGCGUAUGAAUAAGGAGGACGAGGAAGAAGAUAUCUGACUGAUUCUGCACAAGGAGCGGGAGUACUCGGUGCGGUGGCCUGCAGAGCUGCAGCCAUGUCUCCUGCUGCGAAGCACCGACUUGGACCUGGAGAUAAAGGCAGUGAGAAGGGGAAGGAAUGGAAAGCUUCUUCCCGGCAUUCUUCUGGCAGUGGGAUACCUACAAAUGCCUAUAAUCCAGGCUCGGGUACAUUUCACAGGUUAGACUCGUCCAUACCGGAGACAAUGGUUGUGAAUCAGAGUGGUCGAUUUCGAUCAAUUGAUGAUUCAGACGAUAUUGGGAGUAUCAUUGGAUCUUAUUCCGAGUAUGACUCUAUGUCUAAUAACGGAAGCUGCUCGGGUGAGUCGGAAGAUCAGUCACACAACAUACACGGGAAAGACAAAAAAGGUACUCAUCCACCAGGCCUAGUUGGUGCCAGCGGAUCCGAUAAGAGAGAUAAAAUUCGUUACAAGAAUGAGAAGAAGCAUCAGCGGCAGAAGGAGCGAAGGGCUCAGGAGCUUAGAGAUCGAUGCACAAAUUAUCUCAUGUCUCGCAGGUUGGAGGCCCUUGCUCAGCAGCUUGUGGCCAUGGGUUUCCCAAGCGAAAGGGCUACUAUGGCACUCAUUCUCAACGAAGGUCACGUGGAGCGUUCAGUUGCGUGGCUUUUAGAAGGAGGAGAAGGAGAGGUGAAAGAAAAUUGGAAUGACCAUUUGAAAAUAGAUAUCUCUGAAGAGCAGGCUCGUAUUGCAGAAUUAGAGUUCCGAUUCAAGUACCAACGGGUUGAAAUCGAGAGAGCAGUUGUCGCAUGCGAAGGUGAUUUAGAGAAGGCUGCGGAAUGGCUGCGAGAUCGUCAUCCUCAAGUACCAACACCAGUACCGCCACCUGCGACUGCUUCCGCCUCAACUACUGAUUAUGGGCAUUUGUCGCAGGAGAGGACCAAGGAACAGAACUAUCCAACUCCUGCCGAAUCUUCUCCUUACUUGGUGAAUGGUCAAGGACGAGUAAACAGUGGUCUCUACCAGGCCUUAAAUAAUCAACGGAGAGAGGAUAAAGAGCUCCACCUAAGUCAGAGCCGAAAUCAAGGGCAUCCGUCGUCGAUUCGACCCUCAGGAACAGUUGAAGGAUCUUUCCCAUUAGCGAGAACUGUUCCUCAAAAUGGGAGUGAAUGGCAAAGGUUAUCCUCAAACGUCAGCGGCCGGUAUCUUAACAACUCUUUGAAGACAUCUCAUGUUCCUCAGCCUUCACCUCACGCCUACCCUACCCCUGUGAGGCAUGUGUCAGGAACCAGAGUACAUCCAACAGAUCACGGGCCGUCUUUUCACAAAGAGCAAAGUAACCACCUGACUUCCAGGGACCCUGUUGUCAUGCCUCAACUUUCCCAGUCUCCAAUCACACCUCCUCCAAACAUCAGAUCUUCUUCAGCCUCACCUUCAUUUUCUCCCUCCAGCUGGAAUGGAAAUGGCCCGAGUGUCUCCUCUCCGUCUAGUGUUCUUUACUUCAAUGGACUUCCGGGAGAAGUCAUUUCGAAGGGGGGCACGACAAACAAAGCAUCAGGGGAAACAUAUGGCAAACAAGUAGAAGAUAUUGUACACGUUCAACCAGCACAGGCAAAUCGAAUGGACGUGUAUUCAGCCUGGAGCAACAGCGGCAGCUUUGGCUCACGGGAUAUCGGUGCUCAGUCUUCUAGUCUUCGAGCUUCCACAUCCCACUCGAGAAGCCAAUCUACACCUGGUUUUCUGUCAGGCUGGGGUUCUGGGCUGUCAGGCGCAUCAGCAGAGUGGAGCAUGUGGGUCUCCGGUGGGUGUGAUUAUAAGACAAUUGACUGGAGUAUGGGGGCAUCGCCAUCUAACUCAACAGAUACAAGCGUUUGGGGAGUUACCAGUAACUUAGCCUCCUUGUUGAAGCUAUCGGACAGUGGGAAGCCUAGGCUAGGAUUAGCUGGUGAAGGAACUUCACAAGGCUUGACAGGAAGCAGAGAGGAGGUAAGUAACAAUAUCAAUUACAAUCUUUGGAAUAAUUCAAACAGGGGUAACAGUAUAGGGCUCCAAGAAAAGUCACUAAACGAAUCUGGGAGUUCAACAGGUAUGGGAGUACCUGAGUGGACUUCUCCUUUUACAGGGAAAGAUCUGUUUACGCUACCUCAUCAGGCUGUUCCUUCUCCAUCACUGUAGGGAGGUAAUAUUGUGCCGUUAACAGUAAAAGGACAUUUGUCUGGUUGUUCUAUCU
Messenger RNA from Marchantia polymorpha subsp. ruderalis, 2631 nucleotides. NCBI's taxonomy places the organism in Eukaryota, Viridiplantae, Streptophyta, Marchantiopsida, Marchantiales, Marchantiaceae. The record is from the annotation of a GenBank genome assembly.